Dicrocoelium dendriticum is the source of this 2067-nucleotide messenger RNA. The record is from the annotation of a GenBank genome assembly. Lineage: Eukaryota; Metazoa; Platyhelminthes; Trematoda; Plagiorchiida; Dicrocoeliidae.
AUGGAUGGACCUGAUUUGAGCCGGCAUCCUUUACGUUAUAAUUCUCACAUGUUCCAAAGCCAAACGUACCCCUGUGAUGGUCAGUCUAUCAUAACCUCCGAUUUUAUACCCCCAUACUAUGAGCCUAAAGCUAUGACGGUUACUUACGUGCGCAGUCACGAGCGAUCUCACACUCAAGCGUCCUUUUACGAUCCCUGCAAUAACCCAGCGUACGCCCACCUUAACAUGCAUUCCACCUUGCAUGCACCAACUUGGCAAGCCUCCGUCGGAGACUGUUCACUGUGCGGCUCCGCCACGGUCGUCGCAGUGGAAUCUCACAACACUGAGGAGCACAAUGAACAAGUGUUUUCUGCACCUGUCCGCAUCGACCCGAGCAGCUGCAGUGGAGUAUGUAUGACCACAACUGGCACUGCCUCGCCCCGCUUGGCGUCGGACAAGCUACGGCCCCAAAAGGCACACCAACCAGCAGCUUGCCAGCCGGUGCUCCGGAUAAAGAGUGAUCCUUGCGAUGAGGGCGCAUUUCAGGAUGCAAGCAGCCGACAUAGUUCAGAGGAUGAUAGUAGUUCAAAUCCUGCGGGCAGCUUUACGAACCAUUCUUUCAACGAGUACGCGGAUCGGACCACACUGAGUGAUAUGACCAAGCUGUCCAACAUUGAUUGUCUCAACUCGCCCUGUCCGCUACGAUCUGCCAAUUUGGAUCUAGCCAAGAUGAUAUCACGCAACGUGCGUCAGCUAACACUGCUAAACCCUGCGCAUCCGGGGCAGGCAGAUAAAUCUCCUAGACGACUGGCAACAGUGAGCUGGUCUAAAGCUUAUAAACCCGAUCUACACUUGGUUCCUCCGUUCAGUCUGUUUGAAUCCACGCAUUCAUUGGGACUGCCGGUAGUAGAAGAGCUGGGUUCCCCACCGUCACGAGAACAUGUGCUCUCUGGCGCCCAGUACUCAUGGACAACUUUGAAUUCCGCAAAUACAGCGAUGGCAAAUCCCCUGGGCCACACAGAAUCCUCUAUCUACUCAUCCACAUUCCCCUUCGGAUUCGAGCAGUCGACACUCACGGAAACAGGCUACUCGGAUGGUUAUCUGCAAAAACGAGUUCCCGAAUUCCCUACCUGUUAUCCCACCUGUCCGGAUUUUCAUUCCAUGACCGAGUCUCUAUGGUCUCAGGCAGGGCAUAUUGUCUCCCGGAAUUCUAAACGCGCAUUCUUCGCAAGGCAGCAAGCUUGUCGACCCGACCCGAUACAUGCCACCAAUGCGGAUACCACGCUGGCCAAAUUGACUGGCAGUGAUCAACCGGGUGUUCCUUCGUUCACCCAGACAACGCUGCCAAAGCCAGAGAAUCGGGUGAAUGGAUUUGAGGAGGAGGAGUUCGACGUGACGCCGUGUGCGAACAACACCGACGUGCCCGGACGACCGAGGAAGGAACGGACUGCUUUCACCAAGCAGCAGAUUUGCGAGCUGGAGCGCGAGUUUACUGUGCACAGCUACCUAACGCGCUUACGGCGCUAUGAGAUAUCUGUCGCCCUGAAUUUAACGGAGAGGCAGAAAUGCGUCUCUCGUUCUCCUACACCACCGAUUUCGCUCAGUUCCCCAAGGGAUUGGAUGCGAACGUUUUAUAAACCUACUCACAUGGGUGGCAGCGCUUGUGCGAGCUGCGUUAACUUAGUACCGGAUGGGUGGACAAACUGGUGCAUCCACAUUUAUCACGCGUCAGGAGGUUAUGGGUGUCCGGUCUACCGUCAACCUGUUCGUAGGCUAGUGUUCACCGGUAGCCGCUUUUCCACUACACUGCGCAGGAUGAAAUUCAUCGUCGGAGCGGUAAAACGUUCGGAGACUAGGGGGACGGCAAGAAAACUGCGUGUAAUCUACUCACACGGGAUAGCUGUGAAAGAGAUGUCGAGUUUUGCUUUCGCUCCCAACGACGACCAGAUCGAAAACAUGGGCUGCGGUAAACCGCCUUGUAUGUUGGUGACUUUGUAUUCCCGAAAGUCCACCCACGAUGUGGCAACAUCUCUCGAACAAAUCAUACGUAGGCGCAACCGGGGUAGUCAAAUUGAUUUGUUGGUCUGA